UGUAACAAAAAACUGCAGAGGCCUAAACCCUUUCGUGUCAACCCUUAACCUCAACAGCUCACAAGCAAAACAGCAUCACUCUGCUCAGCCGUUUCCUUUUUUUGUCCAAAAAGGUACCUUUUUCUCUCUCUCUGGAAUGAACUGAAAACUACUACUCCUCUUUCUCAGCUGUAAGUAAGACCAAACCUAAGCUGAAAGCACCAUAACCAUUUGCUUUUCUUGCCAACAAUGGCUGAAACAGAGCAUACCCAUCAGCCCCCACUCACGGCUGAGGAAGAUAUCAUACCCCCACCUUCACCAGAACCACUUCUUGCUUCAGUUGAAGUUGAAUCAGUGGUAGAAGCUGUAGAGGAGCAUCACUCUGUUGUUACUGUUGUUGAAAAGGAAGCUCCUUUAACUGAACCUCCACAAGAACCAACAACAACAACUCUUGUUGAAGCUCAACACGUCUCUCUUACUCUUCCUGAGAAAGAACCUACUGAAUCUGACAAAUCUAAACCUGUUGAAGAGAAAAAGAUCCCUCAAUCUUUGAUUUCAUUUAAAGAAGAAAGCAAUAAAGUUUCAGAUCUAUCUGAUUCUGAGGUAAAGGCACUUGAAGAACUUAAAUUUCUUGUUCAGGAAGCUAUUAAAGAUCAGACCUUUACUACUGGAACAACAGAUUUGCCUCAGGAAGUAUCCAUUUGGGGUGUGCCACUAUUGAAAGAUGAUAGGAGUGAUGUUAUUCUGCUUAAGUUUCUUAGAGCUAGAGAUUUCAAGGUUAAGGAGUCAUUUGCUAUGUUAAAGAACACUAUUUUAUGGAGAAAGGAGUUUAACAUUGAAGAACUAGUAGAUGAAAAUCUUGGGGAUGAUCUUGAAAAAGUAGUGUUUAUGGAUGGUCAUGACAAAGAGGGACACCCUGUUUGUUAUAAUGUGUAUGGGGAGUUUCAGAAUAAGGAAUUGUAUAACAAAACAUUUGGAGAUGAGGAGAAGAGAAACAAGUUUUUGCGCUGGAGGAUUCAGUUCUUGGAGAGGAGUAUAAGGAAGUUGGAUUUCAGUCCUGGUGGAAUCAAUACUAUAUUUCAAGUCAGUGACCUCAAGAACUCACCUGGUCCAGGGAAAAGGGAACUUCGAAUUGCUACUAGGCAGGCCUUGCAAUUGCUUCAGGAUAAUUAUCCGGAAUUCGUUGCUAAGCAGGUAUCAUAAUCCUUUAGUGAAUGAAUCUUGACUC
Messenger RNA from Solanum stenotomum, 1207 nucleotides. RefSeq names its product patellin-3-like. NCBI's taxonomy places the organism in Eukaryota, Viridiplantae, Streptophyta, Magnoliopsida, Solanales, Solanaceae. The transcript has a single exon. The record is from RefSeq and is a predicted model, not a curated record. Gene Ontology annotation, molecular function: lipid binding. Bases 229 to 1182 code for a protein of 317 amino acids.